AUGGCGUUGAAAGGGAGCGACAUUGCUCAGCACAACAACGCCGACUCGUGCUGGGUCAUCAUUCACGGCAAAGAUGCCACGGAGGAAUUCGAGCCCAUCCACCCGCCCGACACCCUCGACAAAUACCUUGAAAAGUCGAAGCAUCUUGGUCCUGUGGACAUGGGUACCGUUGCGAAAGAAGAAAAGGCACACGACCCUCAUGAGGCUGCGCGGCUAGAGCGUGUCGAGCAGAAGCCGCACUUGUCGCAAUGCUACAACCUGUUUGACUUUGAGGCUGUUGCCCGGAGAGUCAUGAAGACAACUGCAUGGGGAUACUACUCGAGUGCUGCAGACGAUGAAAUUACUAUGCGAGAAAACCACAGCGCCUUUCACCGAAUCUGGUUCCGACCCCAGGUCCUCGUCGACGUCGAACAUGUCGAUUUCAGCACCACGAUGCUCGGUACACGAUGCUCAAUCCCGUUCUACGUCACUGCUACGGCGCUCGGGAAACUGGGCCACCACGAAGGCGAAGUCAUCCUCACUCGCGCGGCGCACAAACAAAACGUCAUUCAGAUGAUCCCCACGCUGGCGUCGUGCUCGUUUGACGAAAUUAUCGACGCCAGGCAGGGCGACCAAGUCCAGUGGCUCCAGCUGUACGUCAACAAGGACCGCGAAAUCACCCGCAAGAUCGUGCAGCACGCCGAGGCCCGCGGCUGCAAGGGUCUCUUCAUCACCGUCGACGCGCCGCAGCUCGGCCGCCGCGAGAAGGACAUGCGCACCAAGUUCACCGAUCAGGGGAGCAACGUCCAGUCCGGCCAGGACACGGACAACUCGCAGGGCGCCGCGCGCGCAAUCUCCAGCUUCAUCGACCCGUCGCUCAGCUGGAAGGAUAUCCCCUGGUUCAAGAGCAUCACCAAAAUGCCCGUCGUCCUCAAGGGCGUCCAGCGCGUCGAGGAUGUCAUCCGCGCCAUCGAGGUCCAGGCUGACGGUGUCGUCCUCUCCAACCACGGCGGCCGCCAACUCGACACGGCCCGCUCCGGCAUCGAGAUCCUCGCCGAAACCAUGCCUAUCCUGCGCGCUCGCGGGCUCCAGGACAAGAUCGAAAUCUUCAUCGACGGCGGCAUCCGUCGCGCCACAGACAUCAUCAAGGCCUUGUGCCUGGGGGCGCGGGGCGUCGGCAUAGGACGCCCCUUCCUGUAUGCCAUGAGUGCCUAUGGGCAGGACGGCGUCGAGAAGGCCAUGCAGCUGCUCAAGGACGAGAUGGAGAUGAAUAUGCGCCUGAUUGGCUGUGCCAGGGUGGAGGAUCUGAACCCGAGCCUGGUUGACACAAGGGGGCUAUUUGUACAUUCGAAUUCGACGGCUGCGGAUGCCUUGUCGCAGACCGUCUAUGACCCGUUGGUUGUGCCGUCACAGAGAGCCAAGGCCAAAUUAUAA
Messenger RNA from Metarhizium brunneum ARSEF 3297, 1413 nucleotides. The record is from RefSeq and is a predicted model, not a curated record. NCBI's taxonomy places the organism in Eukaryota, Fungi, Ascomycota, Sordariomycetes, Hypocreales, Clavicipitaceae.